CUGAUAAAACUGGCCUCUGUGGACAGGUUUGUGUCGCGGACCUUGGCCGGAUCUUCUCCUCUCUCCCGGAGUCAGUGCACCCAUCUAUCUCAUCUCUCCUCAACAAAGAGUCACGAUGCCUCACUCUUAUCCUUUCCUCACUCCUGAUCAGAAGAGGGAGCUCAAUCAAAUCGCCAAUAAGAUUGUUGCUCCUGGAAAGGGAAUUCUUGCUGCAGAUGAGUCAACGGGUAGCGUUGCCAAGCACUUCCAGAGCAUCAAUGCUGAGAACACAGAGGAGAACAGGAGGUUGUACAGGCAGCUGCUCUUCACUGCGGAUGAGCGUAUCGACUCUUGUAUCGGUGGUGUCAUUUUCUUCCACGAGACCCUCUACCAGAAGUCUGAUGAUGGCAUACCAUUUCCCGAGCUCAUCAAGGAGAGAGACAUGUUGGUAGGAAUCAAGGUGGACAAGGGUGUGGUCCCUCUGGCUGGCACAAACGGAGAGACAACUACCCAGGGUCUGGAUGGACUGUAUGAGCGCUGUGCUCAGUACAAGAAAGACGGUGCUGACUUUGCCAAGUGGCGUUGCGUACUGAAGAUUACUCACACCACCCCAUCCCGUCUGGCCAUCAUUGAGAAUGCCAAUGUCUUGGCCAGAUAUGCCAGCAUCUGCCAGAUGAAUGGCAUUGUCCCCAUCGUGGAGCCUGAGAUCCUGCCUGAUGGAGAUCAUGACCUGAAGAAGUGCCAGUACGUCACAGAGAAGGUCUUGGCUGCUGUGUACAAGGCUCUGUCCGACCACCAUGUUUACUUGGAGGGCACCCUGCUGAAACCUAACAUGGUGACAGCUGGACACUCCUGCCCACAGAAGUACUCUCCUCAGGAGAUCGCCAUGGCUACCGUCUGCGCACUGCGUCGCACUGUGCCCCCUGCAGUUCCUGGUAUUGCCUUUCUGUCUGGAGGCCAGAGCGAAGAGGAGGCCACCAUUAACCUUAAUGCCAUGAACAUGUGCCCCCUGUACAAGCCCUGGGUGCUCACCUUCUCCUAUGGCCGUGCCCUGCAGGCCUCCGCACUCAAGGCCUGGGGCGGCAGGAAGGAGAAUGGCCAGGCUUGCCAGGAGGAGUACGUUAAGAGAGCCUUGAGCAACAGCCAGGCCUCCACUGGUAAAUACGCUUCCUCUGGAGAGCACGGCACUGCUUCUGAUGAAUCUCUUUUUGUGGCUAACCAUGCCUAUUAAACACGGGCAUGUCCACAGUCUCAUGUUAGUGCUCCGCCCUGCAGAACUGGUGACCACACCCCCUCCAGUGUCCCUCUUCCAUUCCCUCAUUUUCUCCAUCUGUGAUAUCACUUAGGUCCGGUGAGAGAGAGAAUUUCAUGUCAUCUUUUAACAUCGCUUUAACCCAGCCAAAAUAGAGGAUAAAAAAUAAUCCGCCUGCAUUCCCUCCCUUCCCUUCUUUGUCUCCCACCUGCUCUGAGGUGCAGAGAUUUCUUCCUUUGUGAUGUCACUUCAUGUUUUGAACACAGGCCAUCACUGAUCCAUUUAUAUCAUCCACAGAAGUAUGCAUUACUUCACUUGAAACAGAAACUCAGGAAGCAAAUAAAAUAUUUCUCUAAC
Messenger RNA from Anguilla anguilla (European eel), 1588 nucleotides. RefSeq names its product aldolase a, fructose-bisphosphate, b (gene aldoab). Gene Ontology annotation, molecular function: fructose-bisphosphate aldolase activity. The record is from RefSeq and is a predicted model, not a curated record. The transcript is spliced from 7 exons. Gene Ontology annotation, biological process: glycolytic process; fructose 1,6-bisphosphate metabolic process. NCBI's taxonomy places the organism in Eukaryota, Metazoa, Chordata, Actinopteri, Anguilliformes, Anguillidae. Gene Ontology annotation, cellular component: cytosol. The coding region runs from base 116 to 1210 and encodes 364 amino acids.